AUGGCCAGGGACGGUGGCAUCCUCUCCUUCCUGCCCCCAGGCAUCCCCACGGACACGAGGGGGAUCGAGGUGGCCCUAGGGGGGGGUGAAGGUGGGAGCAUGCCACUGCGGGCGGCGGGGGUGGCGGGCACGAGUGAGAAGCGGAAAAAGAAGGUGUUGAUCCUCAUGUCCGAUACCGGGGGCGGGCACCGGGCGUCGGCCCAGGCUCUGGAGGCCGCUUUCAACGAGCUCUUUCCCAACCAGGUCGAGUGCACGACCGUGGAUAUCUGGACGGAUUUCGCUCCCUGGCCCUACAAUCGAUUCGUGCCGGCCUAUCAGUUCAUGGCCAAGAACCCCCUCUACUGGAAGGCGUUCUGGGAGUACGGGAAAUUUCCCCCUUCCAAAUGGGGCACGGAGGAGCUGUCGAACCUGGCUUGUCACCACCGGUUCAAGGACUGCAUUGAGGACCAAGACCCGGACCUGAUCAUCUCGGUGCACCCCCUCUGUCAGGAUGUGCCCCUGCGGGUUUUGAACACGCUGGGCCGCGGGAAGCGUCAAAUUCCUUUCGUGACCGUCGUCACCGACCUGGGAGGCGCGCACCCGACCUGGUUUCACAAGGAGGUGGACCUUUGCUUCGUUCCCUCGGACCCAGUUCGAAAGAUUGCCUUGGCCAUGGGGUUGAAACACGAUCAAAUCCGACAGCACGGACUGCCGAUCCGGCCAGGCUUUUGGAAGGCGGGGAAGGAUAAAGGGCAGUUGCGCAGGGAGCUGGGUUUGGCCACGGGGGUGAGGACGGCGCUGGUUGUGGGGGGUGGGGACGGGAUAGGAAACCUGUUGGAGAUCACGGAGAGCCUUGCCUCGGCGCUGGCGGCUGGGGGAUCCGGGGGGAAGAAGAGCCAGGUGGUGGUGGUGUGUGGGAAGAACGAGGAAAUGCGGCGGAAUUUGGAGCGGCGGACGUGGCCCCCGAGCGUGAAUGUGGUGGUCAAGGGGUUUGUAAAUAAUAUGGAUGCUUGGAUGGGCGCGUCGGAUUGCAUCGUCACCAAGGCCGGGCCAGGGACGAUUGCGGAGGCGAGUACUCGGGGGCUGCCCGUGAUGCUUUUUAACUACCUGCCCGGACAGGAAGAAGGGAACGUGCCCUUUGUGGUGGAAAAUGGCUUUGGUGAUUACAAAAAGGACCCGAAGGCGAUCGGGGAGGUGGUGUCGGGGUGGCUGAUGAGCGAGGAGGUGCGGGAGAAGAUGAGCAAGAAGGCCCUGGAAGCUAGUCGCCCGAGCAGCACUACCAACAUUGCCAAGGAGAUUGGCGAUUUGCUGUUUGGCAAUUGGCAGCUGCCGCUACGGAAAGACACGGAGGAUAAAUUCAAUAUUUUGUUGAAAAAAUUGAUGGAGCCCGUGACGAUGUGA
Nannochloropsis gaditana CCMP526 is the source of this 1380-nucleotide messenger RNA. RefSeq names its product monogalactosyldiacylglycerol synthase (gene MGD). The record is from RefSeq and is a predicted model, not a curated record. The coding region runs from base 1 to 1380 and encodes 459 amino acids. The transcript has a single exon. Gene Ontology annotation, biological process: glycolipid biosynthetic process. Gene Ontology annotation, molecular function: hexosyltransferase activity.